GCGCAUUGGCGGCGAGCGCGAUGGGCGGGGUGUUGCCGGAGCUGCGAUGGCUGCCCGCGGGUGUCCAAAGACCAGAGCCGCCGGCCGCCCUCAGAUCCUGGCCUCUUGACGCCGCCAGUGGGCGGGGUCGCCUGGGCCACCUCCGUCGCUGUCAUGUAUCCGUCGGCCCCACCGGCGCCACGUAGGGACUUCAUCUCGGUGACGCUGAGCCUUGACCAGAGCUACGACGGCAGCAAAAGCCGGCAGCGCCGCUCGUGCUGGAGGAAAUGGAAGCAGCUGUCACGGCUCCAGCGGAACGCGGUCCUCUUCCUGCUGGCCUUCAUGGUCCUUUGUGGGCUCCUGUCCUGCAUCAGCGUGGCCGACCCGUGGAAAGCUCCAAAUGACAGGUCAGCGGAAGAGGAGAAGGUGAGGCCAGCAAAGCCACCUGCCCUGCCAGCUCCUCGGAAGGCAGAUGCCAACCCAGAAAACGCCCCGGGGCCAUUAGUUCAGACACCUCGAAGGCGCUUUCGGUGGCGACCCCCUAACUUGCAGAUCAGAGCCCCCAACAAAGACUCAGAAAACGGGAGGCAGGAAGGCGCCGAGAGCAGGGACGAGGCUGCGGACGAAGCUCAGCGGGAGGCAGACCCGCAGGGAGCGCUCGCCAGCUGGCGGGGAGCAGUGAUUGAGCCGGAGGUGGGCACCAAAGUCCCCUGGAGAAGGGCAGUAGCCCCCACCGGGAUUCAGAAGCACCCAGCCCCUCCAAACAGCCGCCAGAAGGCCGUGGUGGACGCCUUCCGCCACGCCUGGCUCGGGUACCGCAAGUUCGCCUGGGGCCAUGACGAGCUGAAACCCGUGUCCAGGUCCUUCAGCGAGUGGUUCGGCCUCGGCCUCACGCUCAUCGACUCCCUGGACACCAUGUGGAUCUUAGGUCUGAAGAAAGAAUUUGGAGAAGCCAGGAGGUGGGUGUCCAAGAAGCUGCAAUUUCAGAAAGACGUGGACGUCAACCUGUUUGAGAGCACGAUCCGGCUCCUGGGGGGGCUCCUCAGUGCCUACCACCUGUCAGGGGACGCGCUCUUCCUGCAGAAAGCCGAGGACUUGGGGAACCGGCUGCUGCCUGCGUUCCGGACGCCCUCCAAGAUCCCGUACUCCGACGUGAACCUGGGCACUGGGGUGGCCCGCCCACCCCGGUGGACGUCCGACAGCACGGUGGCCAAGGUGACGAGCAUCCAGCUGGAGUUCCGAGAGCUGUCUCGUCUCACGGGAGCUACGAAGUUCCGGGAGGCCGUGGAGGAGGUGACGAAGCAUGUCCACUCCUUGUCCGGGAAGAAGGAUGGGCUCGUGCCUAUGUUCAUCAACGUGCACAGCGGCCUGUUCACCCACCGCGGUGUCUUCACGCUGGGCGCCCGGGCGGACAGUUACUAUGAGUACUUGCUAAAGCAGUGGAUCCAGGGCGGGAAGACCGACCAGCGGUUACUGGACGACUAUCUGGAGGCCGUGGACGGAAUCAGAAAGCACCUGCUGCGCAGAUCGGAGCCCAGCAAGCUCACCUUCGUUGGGGAGCUCGCCCAUGGCCGCUUCAGCGCCAAGAUGGACCACCUGGUGUGCUUCCUGCCAGGGACGCUGGCUCUGGGCGCCCACCACGGCCUGCCCGCCGAGCACAUGCAGCUGGCGCGGGCACUCAUGGACACCUGCUACCAGAUGAACAGGCAGAUGGAGACGGGGCUGAGCCCCGAAAUUGCACACUUCAACCUGCAGCCGCAGAAGUCUCAGAAGGACGUGCUAGUCAAGCCCGCCGACAGGCACAACCUCCUGCGGCCAGAGACGGUGGAAAGCCUGUUCUACCUGUACCGCUUCACGGGAGACCGCAAGUACCAGGACUGGGGCUGGGCCAUCCUGCAGAACUUCAACACGUACACGCGUGUCCCCUCGGGUGGCUAUUCCUCCAUCAGCAAUGUCCAGGAUCCCCAUGAUCCACAGCCCAGGGACAAAAUGGAGAGUUUCUUCCUGGGGGAGACGCUGAAGUACCUCUACCUGCUCUUCUCUGACGACCCGGCCCUGCUCAGCCUGGACGCCUAUGUGUUCAACACCGAGGCCCACCCCUUGCCCAUCUGGGGCCCUGCCUGAGGCCGCGGCCCCCACGUGGGCUGCCAGGCCUGUCAAGUCAGCUGGGCCCUGGCCCUGGAUGUAGCCCCCUGCUUUGACCUCAGCCGUGUGGUGUCCACCCCGCUGGCUGGAUGCUGUUCAGGCCGGGCUGACGACAGGCCAUCAGGCAGCUGGGCCAGGACAUCGGGGCCUCGUGAGGUGCUGGGGCGGCUGCUGGGCUCCUGUCCGUAGUCCCUGUCAGGGACUGUGGUCCAGGGUGGUCCAGUCUUCCCCCUCCUCCUCUCUGAGAAGAUUCCAGCCAUGACUCACAUUCCUGACACCUGGGCGCACUCCUGUCCACCGACGCAGGGGCUUGGUGGGGGUCCUGGGGCCACCGUGGGUCCCCAGACCCCACGUUGUGUUCAGAGACAAGAGCUGAAGGGACCCUGGGAUGCAGCUGGCCUCGGGGUCUCAGGCCUGUGGACGUGCCCUGACCGAGCUCUCGGGUGUCUGACCUCAUGGGGACCUGGCCUCCUGGCUAGCUGUGGUGUUUACUUAUUGGACUCAGGGACUGUCCCCGCCCUUCAGGGGUUGGGAGGGGCAGGUGGCAUGGUCAUCCUGCUCCCAGGCCACCGGACGGAACGGGCUUUCCGUCAGGAUAAAGGUGGAUUCGCUGUAA
Messenger RNA from Pteropus alecto (black flying fox), 2740 nucleotides. RefSeq names its product mannosidase alpha class 1B member 1 (gene MAN1B1). Gene Ontology annotation, cellular component: membrane; endoplasmic reticulum. Gene Ontology annotation, molecular function: calcium ion binding; mannosyl-oligosaccharide 1,2-alpha-mannosidase activity. NCBI's taxonomy places the organism in Eukaryota, Metazoa, Chordata, Mammalia, Chiroptera, Pteropodidae. The transcript is spliced from 14 exons. Bases 154 to 2103 code for a protein of 649 amino acids. The record is from RefSeq and is a predicted model, not a curated record. Gene Ontology annotation, biological process: carbohydrate metabolic process; N-glycan processing.